Molecule: messenger RNA, 1479 nt
Organism: Vigna radiata var. radiata (mung bean)
Lineage: Eukaryota; Viridiplantae; Streptophyta; Magnoliopsida; Fabales; Fabaceae
Product: protein AE7
Exons: 6
Coding region: 339-818 (159 amino acids)
Biological process (GO): iron-sulfur cluster assembly
Source: RefSeq, a predicted model, not a curated record
UAUCCACGUUGAAUUGAAUCCUGUGAUGCAUAUUUUAGUUUAUUUAACCUUGUAAUCUUGUUUCCUUGAUUCAUCAUCAUAAUAGCGGCGGGUUCGUGAGUUAUCUUCCUCAACCAAUCACCGUUUCCAAGAUCGAAGCCACAAGUUUGGGAACCCUAGCUUCUCAUUUCUUUUAGAGAAAAGCAUAAAAGAGGCUCAAUCAGAACCUUGAGAUUCCUUCCUUCCAGGACCCAGCUAUCAUAUUUGUCAGUGUUGUGAUAAUAAAUUGAUAAAUUCAAGUUAAAACUACGUCAGUCUUAUUGUUGCCCUUACCUAGCAAGUUGCAACUCUUAGCCAAAAUGGUAUCUGGGUUAAUCAAUGCGAAUCCUAUCAUAUAUGAAAAGAAAGAGCGUCGAACCCGAGCUGCUCCAACUGCUCUCCAAGAUGAGUAUGCUGUUGAACCAAUUGACCAACAAGAGAUUUUUGAUCAUAUAAGAGAUAUAAAGGACCCUGAGCACCCAUACUCCUUGGAAGAGCUUAAGGUGAUCACGGAGGAAGCAGUUGAAGUUGAUGACCAGCGAAAUUAUGUUAGGAUUACAUUUACUCCAACAGUGGAACAUUGUAGUAUGGCAACAAUUAUAGGUCUAUGCUUACGCGUCAAGCUCAUGAGAAGCUUGCCUUCACGAUACAAGGUGGAUAUCAGAGUAGCACCUGGAUCUCAUGCAACUGAAGCUGCAGUUAACAAACAAUUAAAUGAUAAAGAACGCGUAGCAGCUGCUCUGGAAAACCCAAACCUUCUGGAUAUGGUUGAUGAAUGCCUUGCUCCGUCUUACUACUGAACUAGCUUUUCUCUCCAACGAGUCAACGAGACUGUAGAUUCUUUUCUACUAAUGGUAGAGGUUGGCCAGUUUUAUCUUUAUGUAUAAUAUUUUGGGUUAGUGGCAUAUUGGCCUUGCAAUUGUUCUUGAAUAUAUUGGAAUACGUAGUUGAAAAUGUGAUAGUUGAGUGAGGUACCAAGGUUCUUUGAUCAUUAGCUCUAGAAAAAAAAGAGAGGAUAUUCUUUCCAUGUUUUGAGGUGUCCGCUCAUGUUUCAUAAAUUGUAUUAUCUAUGCCAUGUUUGAUUGAACCUAUAUUGAACUAUUAAAUUAUUUGAGUUAUUAAGUUAGUUGAAGAGAAGUUGCAAAAGGUAAACAUUUCACAUCAGGAGCUACCUUUGCCGAUUGCAAUGGUUGAAUUGAUCAAUUUGGAAUGCUGGGAUAUAUCAGAAAUUGAUCAAUUUGGCAUUGGUUCUUCAGGUAGAAAUUACGUGGCUUUUGGCAGAGUGGGGAAGGGUGAUAAAAGUGCACAACUAUUUUUCUUGUCCGGCUGUGUUUUUACUUAAUUCACCAAUUUACAUAUUAUAUAGCAAUGUAUUACUGUUACACACUAUUUACUGUAACUAUACUGUUCACAAUAGCAUAAAUUUAACUAUGUAUAUGCCAUUUAGCUUUUAUAGUUGAA